GCCCUCCUCCCUUCCUCGGGCUCCAUUGAACUGAAUAAUUAGGAGGAGCAAAGCCACUCAUUCUAAAUGCCUCAGAGUCAGCUCCGAUACCUCUGUCGGAAGAGUGGUGGUGAGUGGGAUACAUCGAACUAACUACUCCAAAACUCGGAGAAAAUGGGAUAUCAUAUAAAUACUAGUAUCCCAAAUUCUUCCUUUCCAUCGUUCCUAAGACUGUUAUCCGCUCAAAACCACAAACAUCAAUCACUAUGUAUUCUAAAAGAACUCCUCAAGCUCCCCCAAUCGCUCGGGCAGGAGCUUGUAAUAAUUGCAAACGACGAAAGAUGGUACGCCAGAGUUCCUGGGUUCUUUUUUCUUAUUUGUUCGAAGCCCCUUGUCCACAGAGAUGUGACGGACGAAAGCCCGUCUGCGGCCCAUGCACUAAAUCACCGUCUCUGGGAGACUGCGAGUACGCCGGCGUGGGGCACACAUACGCAGACCGCUUACAAGAGCAAAUUAGCGUUCUCGAAGCGCGUUUGGAGCAACUACAAACUCCUACUGUCGUCGAUGCUAGACAAGACUCCAUUGCUCUUCAUGAUCCUUACUCGUCAAGUGCCCCUAUAAGCUCGUAUGCCGCUAGUAGGGGUGAGGCGUACGAUACGAUCGCGGUAUUACCUCAGGAAAAAGAUCUCUUGGAAACUUUCCUUCCAUAUGCCUCUUACUUUGGAUUCUUCUUGGAUGCCAGAAGCCUCGUCAAGGCAUUUUCAAAUCCUAUCUCCGACCCCAAUCAACGACCUACUUCCGCUCUGUCAGCUUCCAUGAUCCUCCUCGGAGCGCAUUUCAGUACCCAUCUCGCUCAUAAUGUCAAUUCAAGCUCAGAACUCAUGGAGAAAUAUUUAUCAAAAGCAAUUCAAGCUGUCUCACUUGGCCUAUCCGAAUACCACCCUCAUCGAAUUCUGCAUACUCUUCAAUCCUAUGUUCUUGUUGCCUACUACUUUCUACUUCAUAAGCGCUCCCUGGAAGGACGAUGGCAUUUGGACAAAGCUGUUUCGCUUAUUAUCAGUGCCCAGAUGCACCGAAUCCGCAGCUCAGAUUUUACCCACACCACUCCAGCUUCACUGUCAGCCGCUCAAAGCGCCUCGGAGGAGGGCGAGUGCAUCAACGCCAUGUGGACCGUUUUCGCCUUAAAUUGUCUGUGGUCUGCUGUAGAAGGUGUCCCUGCAUCUAUCGCAUAUACUACGGAUCAGGGAAGAGUGGAUACACCAUGGCCGCUGGACAGUGGUAGAUAUUCUGAUACCACAUUUCCCCAAAAUUUCAAGUCCAGUCAUACACUCCAAAAGUUCUUUUCCGGUAUUCCUGACGAUGGAAAUUCAAUAUUAGCUUUAUACGUGAAAGCGACUGUUCUAUUUGAACAGACAACCGUGUUUUGGAAACGCUACUCCGAUAAUUGUAAUUCUCCCGUCGAAGUUCAAGAAUUUCAAUCCUCCUAUCAAAACCUCUUCGCCCUCUCAACUCGCCUCUUGACCAAAAUUUUUCCCCUUAGUAGCCUACAAUCUGAUCAUGCGAAAGCCCGUCUUCUGGUCAUCCACACUCUAGUUCGUGUAACUGUAAUACGACUACAAUGCACGCUCGGAGCUGACAACCCUUUGUCUCGCCCUAUUUUUCUGGAUAUGGCGAAUGGUAUCAUGGACCGUUUGACUGAAUUUGGUAUGAAUUCUACAUUGUUUCUGGAUCCUAUGAUGGCAGUAAGUGAUUUUAUACCAUCUGAGAGACAUUAA
This is a messenger RNA of Lentinula edodes (shiitake mushroom), 1754 nucleotides long. RefSeq lists its product as uncharacterized. Gene Ontology annotation, biological process: DNA-templated transcription; regulation of DNA-templated transcription. Bases 246 to 1754 code for a protein of 502 amino acids. Gene Ontology annotation, cellular component: nucleus. NCBI's taxonomy places the organism in Eukaryota, Fungi, Basidiomycota, Agaricomycetes, Agaricales, Omphalotaceae. The transcript has 5 exons. The record is from RefSeq and is a predicted model, not a curated record. Gene Ontology annotation, molecular function: zinc ion binding; DNA-binding transcription factor activity, RNA polymerase II-specific; DNA binding.